AUGGUUAGAGCACAAUUCGAACCUUUGGCAAAACUUUGGGGAGUAGAAAAUAAAAAAGUACCAGAACUAUUGGAAAGAGAGGCAAAAUUAAUUAUGAUAGACGGUAAAUUACAACAGUUAUUAAAAAAUUCAUAUUUUGGAGGAACAUAUAUAGAUGUAAAAGCGAAUAAAAUAAACAUCAAUACUGUAGACCAAUCUAAGGUCAAAGAAGUGAAAAAUUCUUUACAAAUGAAAGAAUAUAAAAAUUAUUUAAGAUUUAAAAAAGCAAUUAACUCCUUGUCACAAUUAAAAUCCACAUACGUCAAAAUAGAUAAAUUAAUACGAAAAUUUGAUAUAAUUAAUAGCAUAAUUAGUAUUGAACAUGAAGUUAAUAAUGUUGUUAUAUAUUUAGAAGAUAAAAAUGAUCAAAAUACCAAAGAGUUUAUUGAAAGUGUUAAAUUUUUCAAACCGAAAAUAGUUUAUUCAUCUAAAAAAGAAGAAGGAAAAAUGGUAUUAAAUUCAUUUAAUUCACCUACUUUAGUGAAAAAGACACAAAUCAAUCCAAUGGUAGUUGGUGGAGAUCGAAUUGUCACUUGGUAUAACAAUAUUCCUUUCGGUUGCAGUGCAGGUUUUUGGAUGAAAGAUCAAGAUCAAUCAGAUGAAGAACUUCUAUUAGUCGCAGGGCAUUGUGCCUAUCCCUAUAACGAUAAUUCACCAAAAUGGUUUUAUCAUUAUUAUGGAGAUACGCCUGUUUUAAUUGGACAUAUGGAGAAUUAUACGCUCACACCAAAUGAUCUUGGUUUUAUCAGAAAAACAAACCAAUCACAUAUCAGGGCAGUACCAAAUAUACGGAAUUUCAAGUUUCCAGCUUUGGCAAAUCCGACAUAUGUAGAAUACUUAAUUUUAGGAAGCACAAAAAUAACCAGUACUCUUAGUCAUAUAUGUAAGUCGGGUUAUGUAACUGGUAUUUCUUGUGGUCAUGUGACAUCACUUGAUGCAUCCAUUGGAAGUGAAACAGGUGAUAAAACAGGUGGCUUACUAACAAGCGCAUAUUCUGUUAGAGGUGAUAGUGGCGGAUCUAUGUUUCAAUUCCGUUACAGUAAUUUUUCGAUACCUUACGUAAAUGCAGUCGGUAUACUUGCAUCAGGUAAUUUAGAUAACACACCAAACAAUAGUAGAACAUAUUGCGAGCCAUUAAAUAAGGUUUUUUUUGAAUAUGGUUAUAGUCUUGUUCACCAUCCACUUUUAGAG
Molecule: messenger RNA, 1230 nt
Organism: Racocetra persica
Lineage: Eukaryota; Fungi; Glomeromycota; Glomeromycetes; Diversisporales; Gigasporaceae
Source: the annotation of a GenBank genome assembly